Geosmithia morbida is the source of this 2544-nucleotide messenger RNA. RefSeq names its product multisite-specific tRNA:(cytosine-C5)-methyltransferase. Gene Ontology annotation, biological process: tRNA methylation. The transcript has 3 exons. Gene Ontology annotation, molecular function: tRNA binding; tRNA (cytidine-N5)-methyltransferase activity. Gene Ontology annotation, cellular component: nucleus; cytoplasm. NCBI's taxonomy places the organism in Eukaryota, Fungi, Ascomycota, Sordariomycetes, Hypocreales, Bionectriaceae. The record is from RefSeq and is a predicted model, not a curated record. The coding region runs from base 1 to 2544 and encodes 847 amino acids.
AUGGGCAAGAAGUUUAGGGGCAACAAGAACCGUCGCGGAGGCGGCGGCGGCGGCGGCCGUGGAGGAGGAACUCGAAGCGACUGGAGGGAGUACCCUACCCCGGUCAAAGAGAACGUCAAUCUCCAACGAUACUACGAUGGCCUACUCGCUCUUCCGGAGGAGGAGAAGACACAGUACUGGGAUGCUCUCAAGCGUGAGCUGCCCAACAGCUUUCGAUUCUGCGGUUCCAAAGGACACGCUCUGGCUGUUAAGCGCCUUCUUCAGACAAGGUACAUCCCCGAGAUCGUCAAUAUCGAACACCAGGAUGGUCGGCCGGUUGAGCCUCCCAAGCCGGUGCCCUGGUACCCGGACGAGCUGGCUUGGUGGAUGACGACGCCCAAGAACGUGAUCCGCAAGUUUCCUCCGUUUGCCGCCUUCCAAAAGUUCCUCGUUUCGGAGACGAGCGUGGGCAACAUUAGCCGACAGGAGGUGGUGAGCAUGAUUCCUCCUCUGCUGAUGGACGUUCGACCCGGCCAUGUCGUGCUGGAUAUGUGCGCCGCUCCCGGAAGCAAGGCGGCGCAGCUCCUGGAGAUGAUUCAUCAGGGCGAGGAGGCUCGCGUCAAAAAGUGUCUCCGAUCCUUCGCCGAGGAGGAUGGCCUGGUCGUAGGCAAGGAGACAGAGGAAGAGGCCGAGGUUGACCUCGAGGCCGACGCAACCGAUGCCGGCCGCGCUACCGGCCUGCUCGUGGCCAACGACUCCGACUAUAAGCGCGGACACAUGCUUGUCCACCAGUUGAAGCGCCUCUCGUCGCCCAACCUGAUGGUCACAAACCAUGACGCCACGCAGUUCCCGUCAAUCAAGCUACCCAACCGCGAGAACCCCAAGAAGCACCUGUACCUCAAGUUUGACCGCAUCCUUGCCGACGUACCCUGCUCCGGUGACGGCACCUUGCGCAAGAAUGCCAACCUGUGGAAGGAUUGGGUCCCUGGCAGCGCCCUGGGCUUACACCUGACGCAGAUCCGCAUCCUCGUCCGCGCCCUGCAGCUACUCAAGGUCGGCGGCAAGGUCGUCUACUCGACCUGCAGCAUGAACCCCGUCGAGAAUGAGGCGGUCGUCGCCGCCGCCAUCGCCCGUUGCGGCGGCCUGCGGAACGUCGAGAUCGCCGAUUCUUCCGACAAGCUGCCCCAGCUCAAGCGCGUCCCCGGCAUGAAGUCCUGGAGCAUCAUGGACAAAGCCGGCAGGAUAUGGAACUCUUGGGAGGAGGUCGACGCUUUCGCCAAGAAGAAUGAUGGAGUCAUCCCUGGACGUGUCGUCCAGUCCAUGUUUCCCGCCGUCGGCGACGACGCAGAGGCAUUGCCCCUCGACCGCUGCAUGAGGGUGUACCCUCACCUCCAGGACACCGGUGGCUUCUUCAUCACCGUCCUCGAGAAGAAGGCCGAAUUCAAGGCUAGGAAUGAAAACGACUCCAAGCUCGAGGCCAAGCCCGAGGCCAAGCCCACAGCGGCUGCUACCGAGGACAAGCCCGCUGAGGUCGCCACCGAGGAGGCGAAGGAGGAGGAGAGGGACGUUACCAUGGAUACAGACGAGACUACUUCCAACGGCAACAAGAGAACCCUGGAAGAGGCGGAUGAGAGUGGCGAGCAGCAGCCCGCGGCCAAGAAGACCAAGACCGACGGCGACGAGGCUACCACCGCCAAGGCAACAGAAACAGAGGAUGCCCCCGCCCCCGUAGAGGCUGCCUCCGCUCCCGCCGCCGAGGCCAAGGCUUCGCGCCGCAACGGGCCCCAGGAGGAGCCCUUCAUCUACUUGGAUGCAUCGCACCCGGUGAUCCAGAAUAUCAAGGAGUUCUACAAGAUCUCGCCUCGGUUCCCCGACGACCGGUACAUGGUGCGCAACGCGAUGGGUGAGCCGGCCAAGGCCAUCUACUACACGACGGCGCUGAUGCGCGACAUCUUCACCGAGAACGAGGGCCGCGGCAUCAAGUUCGUCCACGGUGGCGUGCGCAUGUACAUGAAGCAGGACGCCCCGAGCGCCGACGUGUGCCGGUGGCGCGUCCAAUCCGAGGGCAUCCCCAUUCUCCAGGGCUACGUGGGCGAGUCACGCCUCGUCCACCUGACCAGCAAGGAGACCUUCCGCCGCUUGCUCAUCGAGAUGUUCCCCCGCAUCGCCGACGGCGCCUGGCGCGACUUCGCCGAGAUUGGCGAGCGCGUCCGCGACAUCGGCAUGGGCUGCUGCGUCCUGCGCGUCCAGCCCGACGGCUCCGACCCGGACUUCCAGGAGUCCAUGGCCCUGCCGCUCUGGAAGAGCAUCCACUCGCUCAACCUCAUGCUGCCCAAGGAGGACCGCUCAGCCAUGCUCCUACGCGUCUUCAACGAUACCUCGCCCCUCGUCAACAUUACCCUCAAGAAACAGCAGGAGCAGAAGAAGCUGCAGGAGGCUGGUGCUGGUGCUGGUGCUGCUGAGGAUGACGAGGAUGAGUCUGCUGUUGAUGCUGCUGUCGCGACUGAGGAUGCUCCUGCUGAGGAUGUCCCCGUCGAGGACGCCCCGGCUGACAAGGCCGAGUGA